AUAAACAAGCUAACUUUGACUCAAGCCGCGCCCCAUGUUAAAUAACUCCCCCUUUAAUCUGAUUGGUUAUUGGCUCAAAACAUGAGUCAUGUGACAAGCAGUCAACGGCCAAACAGGAAGUACGGUGAAACAUUCCAGUUUCAGGAUGGCAGUCCUCCUCUCGGCUCUCCUCCUGGCUGCUCCAGUGCUGCUGGUCGCCUCCAGCCCGGUUUAUGGCUCCAACAACAGGACUGUCCCACUGGUGAUGUGGCAUGGGAUGGGUGACAGCUGCUGUAACCCGCUCAGCAUGGGAGCCAUAAAGAAGAUGAUCGAGGAGGACAUCUCCGGCAUCUACGUGCUGUCGCUGAUGAUCGGGAAGAACGUGGUGGAGGACACUGAAAAUGGGUUUUUCCUGGACGUGAACAAGCAGGUUUCGAUGGUGUGUGAUCAGCUGGCUCAGGACCCAAAGCUGCAGGGUGGAUACAACGCCAUGGGCUUCUCCCAGGGCGCCCAGUUCCUGAGGGCUGUGGCUCAGCGAUGUCCCUCUCCACCAAUGAAAACACUGAUCUCUGUCGGCGGCCAGCACCAAGGUGUGUACGGGCUGCCCAGGUGUCCCGGAGAGAGCUCGCACAUCUGCGACAUGAUCCGUGAAGCUCUGAACCGCGGGGCGUACAGUGACCUGGUCCAGAAACAUCUGGUCCAGGCCCAGUACUGGCACGACCCGCUCAACGACGACCUGUACAAGAAGCACAGCCUGUUUCUGGCCGACAUCAACCAGGAGAGGGCCGUGAACCAGACCUACAGGAAGAACCUGCAGCAGCUGCAGAAGUUCGUCAUGGUGAAGUUCCUGCAGGACUCUGUGGUGGAUCCUGUAGACACCGAGUGGUUCGGCUUCCUGAAGACGGGCCAGGCCAAGGAGACGGAGACCCUGCAGGACAGCGUCCUCUACAAAGAGGACCGUCUGGGCCUCGCCGCCAUGGACAAGGCUGGAAAGCUGGUUUUUCUGGCCUCUGAGGGCGACCACCUCCAGUUCAGCAGAGAGUGGUUCACCAGCAACCUGCUGCCGUACCUGAGGUGAGCCGCGGCUGAGACCCAUGUUCAGCAUGUUUCAAACUGUGAUGGAGCUUUUAAAAUGUGUAAGAAAUCUGUCAAAUUCUGCUUCUGUACAACUUUUAAUCCAAUAAAGACAAACCAACCGGAUGUUAUUGCAACAGUUUAA
This is a messenger RNA of Melanotaenia boesemani (Boeseman's rainbowfish), 1198 nucleotides long. It is a transcript of the gene ppt1, whose product is annotated as palmitoyl-protein thioesterase 1 (ceroid-lipofuscinosis, neuronal 1, infantile). The coding region runs from base 146 to 1057 and encodes 303 amino acids. Gene Ontology annotation, cellular component: lysosome. The transcript is spliced from 10 exons. Lineage: Eukaryota; Metazoa; Chordata; Actinopteri; Atheriniformes; Melanotaeniidae. Gene Ontology annotation, molecular function: palmitoyl-(protein) hydrolase activity. The record is from RefSeq and is a predicted model, not a curated record. Gene Ontology annotation, biological process: receptor-mediated endocytosis; protein depalmitoylation.